AUGUCCUCCUCCUCCGCGACCGCAGCGGGCUCGCGUUCCCCCUCGCCGGCAACGCCAGCAACGCCAGACUCAUCCGACAGUCUCGAGACCAUCGCCUUCAGUGGCAGCAUUGACCUCUCCACGUGGUAUAACUCGCUAUCUUCUAGCAAACCAUCAUCAGCAACUGCCGCCCUGUGGGAAGACUCGCAAUUCCUCGACAUAUCAAAAGAGGAGGAUGGAAACAUAUUGCUAUUGGAGGAUAUUCUUCAGGAACACGCAUACGACGAUACCGCCGCUGUUGAGGCAUCCACAGUGCAUUCCAUUGAUUCCCACACCGUUCCGGAAAGCGCGAUCCCUCUUUUACAACCCUCCCGCGAAAACGCAUCCACUUCCCCUCGAGGUCUGACACCUACAACAAAGCCAAUUCCGCCUCCUGCUUCGCAACCGCGAAGGCGGAAUGUAUCGGCAGCUUCUCAAACUGUUGUCUACCCUCCUAAAGAAUCAUGUUACAACCUACCUAUCAUGAUCCCGAGCAUCCCGGAGGGUGGAACUAAGUCUCGCGUCGAGACCCAAGUCCGUAUCACUGUCGACCUCGCCCAUGCCAGUUCUUCGACAGGAGAGGCUUUCCAGUACGACCGGGUGGGUACGUACAAAUGGUUACAGUUGCCCAGAGGAACGGCAACGAAGAGACGGACACGGAAGGAAGGAAAGAUCGAGCCCUCUGCGGAGGAUACUCUAUUCUUGUCGGCAGAGGUGACAUGUUCCUCGCCCCCGCACAUGCGUGUGGUGUGUUGCUCCAGUUGUCAAACCCGUGAAGCGAAGCGGGUAGCACGAAAACUUGCGGCUCGCGUCCGCCCACAACGGUCGGAUGGCGAUCAAGAAGCAUGCAACUCGGACAGCAAGAGUGAAGGCUCUUUCAAUAUCGUGCAGUUCAACUGUCCCGAGGUGCUCGACUUCUCUGCCGGUAGUGUCGUCCUCCCCCUCCGAAUCACAUGCUACUGUAGGCAUCAUCGCGAGAAGGUCGGAUUCAACGUCCACUUCACAAUGCUAGACAGCGCGGGACGUGUCGUCGGCUCUGGCGUCACUCGUCCCAUCAUGAUCACUGACGACCAUAAGAGCACGGGAGCUAGUGCGAGUAAACAGCCAUCGGGUGGACUCUCCUCUACGGUUGACAUUGAUUGGUCUCAGCUGUCAUCGACGCAUGCGGAAGUCGUGGAACAGACAGGUCCUGUCAAGAGGAAGUAUGGGAGUAUGGCCGACGCUUCGGAGCAGAGCACGAAGCGAGCUAGGGCUUCAACCGGUAGGCUCUCGUUGUCGAAGGUAUCUCGCAAAAGCAGCAGCGCGAGUCUUUCGCCGUCGACAUUUGCCUCGUCUCUGCCAACACGGACGACGACUCCACGGUACAUGAGCUCUGAGCCUUCGAGCCAACUCAGUACGACAACCACUUCCCCGCCACCUGCAUUCGAUAACUUCAUCAUUCAGAAUGCGGAGACGUUUUUACCUUCUCCAUCGACUUCCAUUGCUUCUCCUGGAGACCAUGACACAAACAUGCUCAACAGCGCAGAGGCAAUCAUGCCCAAUCAGCCACCGCUGAAUUUAGAUACGGCAGUUAUUAUGCAGCGCGCAGCCUCUCCUUCCACGUUCCUACCGACCGCAUCACCAUCACCUGCGCCAAUGCCUCUGCCUCAUCACCAGGGGCUCCCAGCUCCAGCCCCUAUCCAGUCCAUACCCUUUAUGUUCUUCCACGCCGACCCGCCACCUAUGCCAACGCUGCCGAAACCGAGAAUACAUCGCCUAAUUCCCUCUUCGGGCCCGACUUACGGCGGAAUCGAAGUUACUAUUUUGGGCUCGAAUUUCCACCCGUCGCUGCAGCUCGACUGCCUGUUCGGUGAGGCCAUGGCGAGCUCGACGCAGCGCUGGAGUGACAACACGCUCGUGUGCAUCCUGCCGCCCCGCAUCUGCUCGGGUGUCGUGGGCGUGUGGUUCCAUGGCAUCGACAAGGACGAGGACGGCACGCCUCCAUGUCUGUUCACGUAUACGGAUGAAUCCGAUAGAGCUUUGAUGGAGCUAGCCCUUCAAGUUGUUGGUCUCAAGAUGACGGGGAAGCUGGAGGACGCAAAGAGCGUAGCGAUGCGGAUCGUGGGACCUCCCAGCGACGAUCCGCAGGGUGGAUCAGCUCCAAAUGGAAUGCAGCAGUUCCUUUCAAGCCACCUGUCCUUGGAUCUGCAUCCCUUACGCCGCCGAGGUGUGGGCGACGAGCUCGAGCAGAUGGUCCUGGAUCUACUGUCUCUUCUCGAUGUCCCGCUCAACCUCUCUUCGUCCUUCUCUCUGUCUUCGGCCAUCUCGCACCAGACGCACAGUGGACAGACGCUCCUCCACCUCGCUGUCUUCCUCAAGUACCCGCGGUUGAUCAAAUUUUUGUUGCGACACGACAUUGACCUUGACGUGCGCGACCGGAAUGGGUACACCGCGCUCCACUUUGCAGGCAUCGUGGGGGCGCGCGAAUGCGCGACGAUCCUCAUCGAUGCUGGUGCGGACCUGGAGAUCGUCAACGCGGACGGGCAUACGGCACAGGAGGUCUCGACGUUCGAUUUCGACGACUUGCGCUCGCCUACGGUCGAUGCGCAUGAUCUGUCAGACGAGCUAGAUGAAGAGGAGUCGAGGUGGGGAGACGGCGAAGAAGAGUCCGAGGGAUCUGAGGUCGAUGUUCGCCGUCGGACCCUUGUCAAGCGCCGCUCGAACCGCGCCAUGAACCGCGCUGUGAGGCGAUCGACGGGCGCGUCUGCGUCUGUCUCGUCGGAGGACGACGAAGGGGCGGGCGGGGGUGAAGUCGCUGUGCCCGACGCGGCGACGACCGGCGUGGCGAAGAGCGACGAGGCUAUGCGAGGCGCCGCCAUCGAUGAGAAGCAGGCGCUGUCGUUCAUGGACAUGAUCCAGCGCACGCUGGCGCGCGUGCAGCCCACGCAGGGGCUCAUGCCGCACCUCCCCAACCUGCCCGGCAUGCCCGCCGUCCCGUGGGACGCGCUCCCGCAGAUCCCGAUGGUGUUCCCCGUGUACGUGCCGUGGCCGGCGUUCCUCGGCGAGAAGCGCGUGGACGAGCACGGCGACGCGCUCGACGACGGCGCGGGGGCGCAGGAGCCGAAGGGCGCCGUGCGGUGGACCGCGCAGGAGUGGCGCGCGUUUUGGGAGAAGUGGAUGAUGCAGGGCACGCAGGCGCAGGCGCAGGGGGCGGUCGAGGACGACCCGCCGCCGGUGUACACGCCGCGCACGCAGGUGGAGGCGGAGGCGCGGCCUCAGCCUGCGCAAGUCGAGUCGGAGGAAGAGGAAGAGGAGGACGAGGCCGCGGUGGCGGGUCCUUCGACGCUCGAGCGGCCGAGUGCGCGGCGGGUGGGCUACGACACGGUCAGGGUGACCGACCAGGAAGUGAACGCGUAUGGGUACAGGCCCACCAACGCCAAGCCACGGCAGGUACAGAAGAAGGAAGAUCGCAUGCUGAUCCUGUUCUGGAUACCUAUCCUUUUCCUCGCGCUCGUGUGGGCGCUCUUCUCCGGUGUCCGGAUCGCGUUCCAUUCGCUGAGGACGCUGACGCCUUUGAAGGCUGUCCUGCGGCUCUGAAGAGAAUCCCCUCGAUUAUCGCUUUUUUUUUGCUCUUUCUUGCAUACAUACAGUCUCUGGACUUGCUCGAUUAUCGGGACGUGUAUUGCGCACAUAUGCAUCGCCGUUCGCUAUUUCCAUACAGAUACACAAUCGUUUUUUUUCUUUCUUCCCGUUGCCGUCUCGCGUUUGCAUUUGCUGCUCCGUUUUUUUAUGUUUAGUUUUUGAGUACGGUUAGGUCGCUACAUACGGAUGCUCUGUAUGUGUAUAGUGGCCCAUGUAGGUUUAGAGCGGGUGGAGGAUGGAUGAACGGCGCGUGGAUGGUGAGGGUGCAAUACAGAAAUCAUCUUUAUCGU
Molecule: messenger RNA, 3929 nt
Organism: Heterobasidion irregulare TC 32-1
Lineage: Eukaryota; Fungi; Basidiomycota; Agaricomycetes; Russulales; Bondarzewiaceae
Exons: 8
Coding region: 1-3594 (1197 amino acids)
Biological process (GO): regulation of transcription by RNA polymerase II
Cellular component (GO): nucleus
Molecular function (GO): protein binding; double-stranded DNA binding; transcription coregulator activity
Source: RefSeq, a predicted model, not a curated record